AUGUGCAGUCAGUCAGUUUUCGUUUGCGGUGCGGUUAACAAUCGAGAUACGGAUCGCGAUCCACUAGACAGAUAUAUCAGUUUGAAUAUACAUACUAUAUCUAUCAACGAUCCGUGGGAGCAGCGAAUUCCCGAAACAAAAGUGUCUAAAACGGAAAACACAUCGAAAAUUGUGUGCCAAAUAUUGAAAAUAUUUUUGUUUGUAUUUUUGUUCGAGUGCCCCAGCCGACUGUCAAGUGUUCGAUUAAGAAGUGCCAGAGAAUCGCUCAAAUUAUUCUCAGGAAUAUCAGGUAGCAAAAACAAACACAAAGAGAGGAUCUACUGCAUCCCUCUUGAAGGGUUCGGCAUUCUUCAACCUUCGGCAGAGUAGCGGCAGCCCACAGAGGAGGCGCGGCAGUUUUUCUUGGGAAAACUGUAUGCAUUUCUAGUGCAGCAGUCAGUGAAGAAGAAAUGGCACUGAACCGCCGCUUGGCGUCCCUCGGCUUAGCCAGCCUCGCACUGUUGCUGUUGCCGAUGCUCUCCACGUCGGCCCAGGCCCAGGCCCAGCCGAAGGCUCUUUCAAGGUCAGUCCUGCCCGCACAGCCGGCGGAUCAUUUGGUGCCGCCGCCACUGCCCACAGCGCAGCGUCUCAGCCAUGCGGCAGGGUACUCGGAGGUGGCCCCAGGCGUGGCUCCUGGUCCCGAGACCCCGGGCUUCAUGACGCGCGUGGCCCGCUGGUUCGGGCUGGGCGGACCAGCAGCGCGGGACCAGCAGCUGAGCGCCAGCAGCAACAACAACUACGCCUACCCCAAGCCCGUGCAGAGCUUCGAUGCCGCUGGCAAGCCCUGCAGCCUGUGCAACAAGUAUCCCUGGGUGCCAAUGGUGGGGCAGCAGCAGAAGCCAACCCAUCCACAGCAUCAGCAUCAGCAUCAGCACACACCUCCUCAGCAGCAGCAGCAGCAGCAAUCUUGGCAGGUGCAACAGCAACAGCAACAGCAACCGCUGGCCCAGGCAUCACAGCAUCGCCAGCGAGCCGUGCAAUUCCGGGGUCCACAUGUGGCGCCGGCGGGGCAGAGUGUCUUCCUGCCCAUCACCGUGCCGCUGCCCGCGCUCAACCAUGUGGCCCUGCCGCCGCUUUACAAUGCGCAGCCCUUCCGGCCGCUCGAGAAUGUGGCUGCCCCGUCGGAGGUGCGUGCCAGCACAUUGCCGCCGGUGCCAGCAUUCAGGCCAGCGCCCAGUCCCCGUCCGUACAGCCCCAUCAUUCCCAGUGGCUCAAGCAGUUCCAGCAGCAACUUUGAGAUUGUCCAGAGCCACCAGCUGACGGACUUUGUGACCUCCGUGGAGUAUCCGGCCACCUUUGUGCCUUCGCAUGCGAUCGAUCUGGGCGGCAGUGCACCCUCCUCGCCCACGGAGCAGCAGCAGCAGCAGCAGCAGCAGCAGCAGCAGCAGCAGCAGCAGCAGGAUCGCGAGCAGCAGCAGCAGCAGCUGCAGCAGCAGCUGCAGCAACAGUAUCAGCUGCAGGACAUCAGCACGGUGCGCUACCAGCUGGAGGAUCUGAGCAGUGGCUCGGUGCACCAGCAUCUGCCCGCCUCGCAGCUACUCACAGAACUGGGCCACUUCGCGGAGACGACAACGCAGCAGCUGGCGCCGGCAGACAACUAUCCGGCGGCGUCCUCCCAGCAGCAGCUGCAGCAGGAACAGGAGCAGGAGCAGGAACAGGAGCAGCAGCUCUACUACGCGCAGCAGUACCAGACGGAGGAGACCAGCACAGUGGUGGACAGCACCACAGAGCAGCAGCCGACGACAGCAGCAGCAGCAGCAACCGCAUCACCGCCAGCCCCGGUGCUGGAGUUGAACAAUCAUCUGGCGGCAGUGCAUCAUCGCGGCGUCUACCAUCAGGCCGGCAGUCGUGGCAGGGAGACGCCCAAGCGGCUGCUCGACUCGCCCAUCAACCAUGCCCUGGGGGCGCGACCUUUUACGCGUGAUCCCGCGGAUCUCAACUUCCGCCUCAGUCAGGUGUACACGCCCACAGCGUCCCCGCCCACACCCACGCCCACCUCGACAUACGGGGCCAUCGACGCCAGCGGACAGUACGCGGGAAUGUCGCCGCCCAGCCCCCAGCAGGUGAUCAUUCCCUACACCACCAAGCAGCGGCCACGACCCUUCGACCGGCCAUGGGUGCACAGCCAGAACCUGAACCACAACCAGAACCACAACCAGAACCCGGAGCAGGAGCAGCACGACGACAAUGAUGUGGAGGAGCCGCACGAGCAGCAGGAAUCGAAGCUGGCUGCGGCAACGGUGACGGCCCCGCCACCGCCCAAUACGCACCGAACGACCAAGUACCUGACCAAGAUUCUGGCCUCCAAUCUCCGGGAGCUGCUGAAGCGGGAGCGCGAGACAAAGCGCCGGCCCCUGGGGGUGGACAUUUCCCGGCUGCAGCACAACAUCGAUGGCUGGACGGAGCAGGAGUACAACUCGUUGUCGCAUCGUCCCAGCACCCCCACCAUUCGGGGCAGGUCCAAGCACAUUCCCACGGAGUAUCUGACGACCACCACCACAACCCCGGCCCCGGCCCCGGCCACAGCCCCAGCAACGGCUCCAGCUGGAGCGCAGCAGCUGACGCGCCAAUCGAAGACGACACGCGGCGGUGGCUUCGAGCUGGGUGGCGCCGCUGCCUCGCCCACCAAUGCCGGGGACCUGUCCACCUCCAUCAACAAUCUGGAGCAGCUGCAUCUGCUGGGGGAGCGGGGCUUGAGGCGCUUCCAGCCCCUGGAGGACAAUCGACUGCAUCUGGACUACUACGAGGCACAGCAGCGCCCUCGACCACGACCACGACCCCAAGCCAUGACCACACCCCUGCCGAGCACCAGCAGCGUCACCACCACCAUCACCACCGGCAGAACGACGACGACAAGGCCGACGAUGCCGCCCAGCGAGGAGGUGGUCACACCGCUGUAUGUGAGGAGCACACAGGCGCCCACAGAGCUGUGGAAGCAGGCCAAGGUGGCCAUUCUGCCGCAGACAAACGAGAAGGUCUAUGUGGUGACGCCACAGCCCCGGCAUCAGGCCUACUAUGCGCCUGAGGUGUCCGCCUCGGCAUCGGCGCCGCGACCUGUGUACCACCAGACGCCAGCGCCUGCCGGGCCCAGAUUCCCCAGAGUGCGCCCAACGCCGGGAACAGCUGGUGAACCAAAGGCGGCCACGCCCACCAUCAGCUCCUCACAGCUGCACAACUACACGCCGGAUAUCUUUGGGCUGAUGGGUCUGUCCGCGUAUGUGCCCGCAGAUCCAGUGGAGAUAAUCGACGGCAACUCCAAAGUAAUCACCAUUGUGACAGCAGCGCCAACGGCGGCCGCCCUGCAGCGGCCCACAGCAAGGCCAACGAUGUCGCCCUCCCCGAGAUAGAGAUAAAGAUAGAGAUGGUGCCCCAAAGCCCAAAAGCGAUCAUGGCUGAUCCGCCGCCACACCUAUUGUAAUAUAUUUCCACACACCAACAACAACAGCAACAACAACAGCAACAACGACAACAAACACACCCCUCAUGCAAUGGACCAAGGAUGAGUCCGUCCACAUCAAACUUAGAUUUAGAGCAAAGUCUGUGGGAGUUCUAUUUGAUAAGAGAUGCCCCUUAGAUCCAUGUUAGAGUAUUUUUGCAUUUGGUAGCUUUAUAAACGCAUAGAUAAAGAGUAGAAAGGACUCAAGGCAAGCAGUGCAAGCAGUGCAAGCAGUGCAAAGAAGUUGAGUGAGCAGCAUCGACGUAUUGCUAGAGAUGAAUGUUUCCCCAUGGAAAAGAUUUACUCCGCAAAUGUUUUUUUUUUUUCUUUUGCUUGCGUGUAAUCUGUGGGCCUUUCUUGUCGCUGUAGCUCUAAUUCGUUGUAUAAAUACUAUUAAAUCGAAGCUGGCCACAAUGCUGAUGUAGAUAACCAUUUCAAAUGCAAUUCUCCAACACGCAACAUAAAUCUAUGAAAA
Molecule: messenger RNA, 3950 nt
Organism: Drosophila subobscura
Lineage: Eukaryota; Metazoa; Arthropoda; Insecta; Diptera; Drosophilidae
Product: probable serine/threonine-protein kinase yakA
Exons: 4
Coding region: 450-3386 (978 amino acids)
Source: RefSeq, a predicted model, not a curated record